Molecule: messenger RNA, 414 nt
Organism: Solanum stenotomum
Lineage: Eukaryota; Viridiplantae; Streptophyta; Magnoliopsida; Solanales; Solanaceae
Exons: 1
Coding region: 1-414 (137 amino acids)
Molecular function (GO): zinc ion binding
Source: RefSeq, a predicted model, not a curated record
AUGAAUCAAAUGAGAGAAUUUUCAGAAAGAUGGAUUUCUGAUGUAUCACCAAUGGCUAUGGAUAUUCUUAGAAAAAAUGCUGAAAUUACAGAUAAUUGUGAGGUAAAGUUUAAUGAUGAUCUUGGCUUUGAGAUUCAUGAUCCACCAUAUAAACAUGUUGUUGAUCUAAGAAAUAAGGUGUGUAGUUGUUGGUCAUGGCAAUUAAAGGGAAUUCCUUGUGGCCAUGCACUUACAUCAAUUCAUUAUAAGGAUUGGGUUGUAGAGUCAUUUGUUGAUCACUGGUAUAAGAAGGAAACAUACUUGAAAGCAUAUAAUAGGUUUAUUCAACCUAUGACAAACAUGAAGAUGUGGCCAAAAAGUGAUAGACCAGCCAUUGAACCACCUGAAAUUACAGCCAUGCCAGGAAGACCAUGA